Molecule: messenger RNA, 170 nt
Organism: Acaulospora colombiana
Lineage: Eukaryota; Fungi; Glomeromycota; Glomeromycetes; Diversisporales; Acaulosporaceae
Source: the annotation of a GenBank genome assembly
CAAGAUGUAAGUGUCAGAGCAUCCCUUCAGGAUCUUUUCUUGAAAUUAGACAAGCUAUCGUCGAACCUGCAACUGGGUUCCUCUCUAUCCCUGCUUCCCGAUGGAACAUUAGAUUUGGAUGGAUCUAAAUCUCAACAUCCGGAUCCACCACAGCUAGAACUUCCUGAAAU